ACACACACACACACACACACACACACACACACACACACACUCCAGUUUAUUUGGAAUUUUCCGUGUUCAGCCAUCUGACUAACAAUCGGACUUUGGCGGUCCUGGAGAACACUCUUGCCUGAUAUUGAUUGGCCUGUCUGCGCUGAGACAGAUGAAUGCAUUAGUACCCAGCUCACCCUGCCACUGGAAAUAUAUUAAGUUCAUGUAUUAGGCACCCUGUCUGGUUGCCAUGGAGAUGCACCAGGAGCGAGGGAUCGGGGAGAAGAAGGAUGGGGGAGUGUAGGGAUGAGGAGACGAGUGGGGGAUACAGGAUGCGAUGAGGCAGUUGAGUUGAUUUGUAGUCCUACUCCCUCUUCGUUUAUUUCUGUCUGUCACUCGAGCGUCCGCUCUUACCUCCGUCCCCUCCUCUCCCUUUGUCUCAUGACUUCAGUUUCUUUUCGCUUGAAAAAAAAAACUGUCUGAACUUUUAUCAGGAAAAACAUUACAUUUUCACCUCAUCAAUUAAUUUUGUUCCUCUUUUGUUCUUCAUUUCCCCCUUCUGACUGGCUCCCGACUCGCCAUCUGUCAAUUUCUACGGCUGUCUCGUUUACUGAAAAUUAAAUGAAAUUCUAAUUUUACUUGAAUUUUCUUGCCAAUCUUCCUUCUUGCUUUGUCCUGACACAUACCUAGCCGUUUAACUCCCCUUUUAUCUGCCCCUCUCCCCUCAUCUGCGCCACCUCCCUCCUCGGCUCACGCCAUCUCUGUGCUCUGCAGUAAAACUGGUGCAUUGAGGCAGCAGGAAAUGAGGAAUAGAGACAAUAGAAUGGAGGAAAUACAGGAGAUACUGUCUGCUCUCAGACCCAAACACAAACCCCUCAAGCUCAUAGACAAUCAGAUGUAUGUAAAAUUUGUCUUUAAGGCUCUCAAGUUGUUCUUGUAACCUGAAGAAUUAUAAUUUCUUCACAUGUUGUCACCGUGGAAGCUGGAUUUGAAGAAAAACAAAAAAUUGUGCUCAGUUUGGAGCUCCUGCUAAAAAUAUGCAUGGCUGUUUUGUGGCUCGCAAGUGUUAGUUUGCUGAUUUGCCCCUCUCUGAGCUGUUAUGUCUGCUUUAUCAAGCCGCAAGUCAGUGGUCGGCUGUGUACGGGCUUCAUUGUGGAAGAAACGUACGUCAACAGCGUGGACGAAUGCUUCAGGAUGCUGGAACGCAUAUUCGAUACGAAUGAGGCAGUGAUGGAGGCUGGAAGAGCGGCUGGAGGUUUAGAAGGCAAGCUGAAGGAGAUCCUAGAAGCAGAGAUCUUACCCAUAGCGAGAGACUUUCAGGCAAAGCGCAUUAUGGACUCUAUGUAUGAAAGCAGGUUGCAGAAAGCAGCAGACAAUUUCAUUGCAGCUGCCUCCAAACUGCCUAGAGAUACUCAGUGUAUACCUCCAUGUGGUUUUCAGAACAUAGAUGCUGCGUACAACUGUGAAACCUGCCAGUACGACUCCUGCUUAUUCCCCCUCGACUGUCCAGUUGAAGAAAUUGAAGUAAUGGAGGGUAGAGGGAUCGAAAUGCGCUGCGAUGUGCCAUUCGACCUGCCAAAUGAUAUUGAGGCGGUCUGGAGGAUUGCAGAGCAGUUCAAAACGCAGGAAACGGAGCACUUUAAGGAGGUGACUGCAGGACCCGACAGGGUUUACUUCAUUUCAUCAACUAGCACUCAGCAUACGGGCACCUACCAGUGUGAGAUUUUCUCAGGCAUUCGAUCAAUUGUCAGGCUUUACUUCUACGUCACAGUGACCCCCCAGCCUGUGGAAGGCCACACAGCGCUGCAGGGGAUAUUUGACCUGUCUCUGCUCCCAAGAGGGCAGUUACUCACCGCGCCUGGUGCUGCUGGUGCUGCUCCUCACUUCUUCCUUCACCUCCUCCUGUUUCUUCUCACCACCUGUUUAGCCUCUUCACUGCUGCUGCUGUUCGUCUCCCUGGGGUUCCUGUACUGGUUGUCGGUAUCGGAGGUAGACCAUCCUGUAGCAGAUUCGGAUGAAGAAGAUUAUUUCGGUGUUUCAAUGUUAGCAAUAUGAAAAGGAGCGGCUUUUAUUAAAAACGUACAUAAAGUACUGGCUAUUCUG
Molecule: messenger RNA, 2082 nt
Organism: Poecilia reticulata (guppy)
Lineage: Eukaryota; Metazoa; Chordata; Actinopteri; Cyprinodontiformes; Poeciliidae
Gene: spaca6
Product: sperm acrosome associated 6
Biological process (GO): fusion of sperm to egg plasma membrane involved in single fertilization
Source: RefSeq, a predicted model, not a curated record